CACUCUCUCCUUUUUAUAGUCACGAGAUUUCAUUUCUAUUUCUGCGGAAAGUGAUAGCAAACAUUCAAGCCCACUUUCUUCACCAUCACUCAACUAGCCCUCAAACCUCUAUCUACUUCUCUUCCAUCUCAAUUAUCAAAUUCAUCCCCUCUUUUUUCAUAAAAUUAAAUCAAUUCUUUCGCUUCCAUGAGAUCAGAAGCGAAUUCAUUAGACCUCAAUAAUCUACCUGAAGAUUAUACCAAACAGACCUUAGGCGACACCUCUUCAUCUGCAGGGAAAAAGAAAAGCGGCGUCGAGGAGGAAAAAGAUGAAGGUGGGAAGGUGUAUGAGUGCAGGUUUUGUUCCCUCAAAUUCUGCAAAUCUCAAGCCCUUGGGGGACACAUGAAUCGCCACCGCCAAGAAAGGGAGACAGAAACCCUGAACAAGGCUCGUCAGCUAGUGUUCAGUAACGAUGUUGCUCCGCCUCACUUAAAUUACGUCUCGAGCGGAGGGUUUCAUCAAGCACCUUCUAGAAUGUUCCCAACCACUCCGCCGCCGCCGCACUGCGACUACUACAUGCUCUCCAACUCCUGCUACGCUGCCGCAGCCCCUCCGGCCAACGGGAGCUUCUACACCUGCAUCGGUGCCCCCGUUCGGGGCCUCGACUGGGACUCACCGAUGCACAAUCAGGAUCAUGAGGGGCUCAGCUGGGGCCGGAGGUAGAAAUCAUCUCAUUUCAAGAUGGAUGUGUGUGUGGAUUUGCAAAGGGGAGAUGGAGUUUUGAAUUUUGAUCAAACCCUUUUUUGAUCUCUCAUCCUCACACAUUAAUUCGCAUUUGGGCGACCAAAUUUCUGGAUUGGAGGAGUGUGUGUGGUGUGUGUUUUUCUUUAGUUUCUUUUUUUUCUCUCUUUUCAUUGCCUUGCAAUGAAUAUGUUUGGUGUAGAAGAAUGUUGUUAUUUGGUGGGGAUUAGUAUGUAGUUGUUGAAGGUGGACAACAACCUAUAGGUUAAAAUAAAAGAAAACAACAGUUUUGUCCAUGGAAUAAUAUAUGAUGUG
This is a messenger RNA of Salvia splendens (bonfire salvia), 1035 nucleotides long. Its product is annotated as zinc finger protein JAGGED. Gene Ontology annotation, molecular function: DNA-binding transcription factor activity. The transcript has 5 exons. Lineage: Eukaryota; Viridiplantae; Streptophyta; Magnoliopsida; Lamiales; Lamiaceae. The record is from RefSeq and is a predicted model, not a curated record. The coding region runs from base 187 to 702 and encodes 171 amino acids.